Messenger RNA from Gorilla gorilla gorilla (western lowland gorilla), 10349 nucleotides. Its product is annotated as double C2-like domain-containing protein beta. Gene Ontology annotation, cellular component: membrane; synapse. The transcript has 8 exons. Gene Ontology annotation, biological process: spontaneous neurotransmitter secretion; regulation of calcium ion-dependent exocytosis; exocytosis. The coding region runs from base 5707 to 6612 and encodes 301 amino acids. The record is from RefSeq and is a predicted model, not a curated record. NCBI's taxonomy places the organism in Eukaryota, Metazoa, Chordata, Mammalia, Primates, Hominidae.
AGUGCCGUGGGUUGCAAGUGACAGAUAACCAACUCAGAGUGGCUUAAACAAUGAGGACAGCUGAGGUCCUGCUGCACCAGGGUGCACCAAUGCAGCAGCCCCUCAGCACUGUUAGGGUGAUGGUUCUCUCCAUCUUUCCUUGUGGCUGUGCGCUUUUCCUUGUAGAGCAAAAUCAAGUCCCGUUUCCUAUUCCUAAGGGUGUCUGGGUGAGGAAGGUUCAGGUGCAAACCAAGGUCAGAAUGACGCUGUCAGUCUCCAUCAGCCAAGCAGGACCCUCAGGUCCAAGGUGGCUGCUGCAGGUCCAGGCAUCACGUGUAACAAUAAGGUCCUUGGCUGGGUAAGGAAUUGGGUCUCGUGUCUCAGUUUAAGAGCGAGGAAACCUCUCCCAGAAGUCCCCAGGAGACCUGUCCUUUUGUCUCGUUGGCCAGAAUUGGAUCACGUGCCCGUGUUAAACCGCCCUGUGUGGUUCACCCAGGACCGGGUCAGGACUGAUGCCUGUGCAGGUCUGGAGCAAGGACAAGGCGUUGAGUCCACCACAAAGGUUCUCCGUGUUAGGGGGCAUAUUCCAGCCCCCAUGGGCUGUGGUGCCCCUUCCUUUGAGCCCAGAACCUCUUUGGCCCCAGUCAUGUUCUACCUGGACCUGUGAUAUUUGUAAUGCACUCGAUGUUACGGCACCAACUAUGUGGCAGGCUCUGUGUUAGGCACAGAGAUACAAGAAUGCUGAGAGGCAACCUCUGACCUGAGGGUGUUCAUCAAAACCAAGACAAACAGGUGACCCCACAGCGAGGGACAGGGAGGCAAGAACCCAGAUGGAAAGCUCUGGCUGGCAGAGGUCACUCACAGAGAGGGCUCAGCCCUAAGACUGGGAGGAGGGAGGAGGUGGGCUGACGGAAAAGAGGAAAGGGAGGUGCUCUUGGCAGAGGGACAGCUGUGUACACAGGUCCUGAAGUGUCAGAAACUCAGCCCAGUGUAGGCAAAACAAUAGAGCCAAGUGGCUCAAAGAAGGGGAAGAGACCUAUGAGGAGGCCAAAGCGGUCAUAUCACACAAGGUCUUGAAUGCCACACCAAGGAGGCUGAACUGAGUCCAGGAGUUGAUGGAGAACCUUUCAGCAAUUUAAAGCAGAUGAAUGAAGAUGUUUAUAAAAAUCUUAACACUUGUCUCUAAGCUCCUGGGAAGCAGGGAUGAUGGCUCGUUUCUCUCUGUCCCCCCUGCAGUGCCGGCCUGGCUGAAUGGCUGUUUCCCCAACUAUAAAAUGCUUUCAACACAAGCUUGAUGAUUUUCUAUGGUCCUUGCCACAGUUGUUUUGUUUUGUUUUUUAAACUAUUUGAGAGCCUGACAUUUUUCUUAAAAAAAAAAAAAAAUCAGGGCAGAUUUCCUAUUCCCAAGGGUGUCAGGAAAGUCCAGGCACAAACCAAGGUUAUGAUGAUGCUGUCAGGUCUCCAUCAGCCAAGCAGGGGGUGUUCGGCCUUAGAGGAGCCAACAGGUGCUUGAGCUUGAUUUUCUCUGAAUUAGCCCCAUUAAAGCUCUGUAAUUAUCGACAAGUGGGUGACAACUCUCAAAGGCCCAUUAGUGACCAACCCUCAUGAUUUUUCCAAGAUGUAAACUUCAGUGGGGUCAUGUGAUUGGAGCGCCCCAAGGGCAGGGCACUGUGGCUCACAGAGAAGCACCUUCUCCUGCCCUUAGGGCCCUCCUCACGCCCAGCACAAGCCCAAGGUGCUUUUCCAACUCGGAGGGCUCUCCAGGGCAGCGGCUGAGCCCCCACUCUCCUUCCCCUAGAGCAACUCUGCUUUUCUCUCUUUUUGUUUCUUAGUUGCAUCCUCCUAAGAUUUCAGCUAAACAAAGUGGCCAAAAAAAAAGCUUUCUGGACCAGGGCAGAGUGGCCCGUGUGUGCCUGUAAUCCCAGCACUUUGGGAGGUGAAGGCGGGAGGAUUGCUUGAGCCCGGGAGUUCAAGACCAGCCUGAGCAACGUAGUGAGACCUACCCCCCCCGCCCCCCCCCCCACACACACACCACUGUCUCUUUUUUUGUAAAUAUAUUUUUUAAAUUAGCCGGGCAUGGUGGUGGGCGCCUGUAGUCCCAGCUACUUGGGAGGCUGAGGUGAGAGGAUCGUUUGAGCCUGGGAGGCUGAACUGUGAUCGCACCACUGUACUCCAGCCUGGGUAACAGAACAAGACCCUGUCUCAAAAAAAAAAAAAACUUCUUGGGAGCCAGUAGGCUUUAAGGGAGAAACUAUCAGGAUGGAAGUGAAGAGGCCUAGAUUCUGUGCCUGGGUCUGCUGGGCCACGCUGAGCAGCUCACCUCCCCUCUCUGAGCCUCAUUUCUCUAAAGGGAAGUGAAGAGUUUGGGCCAUGUGCUCCGUAAGAGAGCUUCACCAGCCUCUCAAAAUUGUGACUGAGCUUCUAUUUAUGAACUAUCAUUUCUUACAGACCUUCCAGUGGAGUUCAAAGAAAUUCAUCAGUCCCUUCCUGGUGACACACUGGGUGUGCUGUUCCUUCCCAGGAGGUGGUGACAGGUGUCAGUUUUCCCCCCAGGCAGUUGGAGAAGAUCGCUGCCCUCCUUGGACAGGGGUUUCUGUAGAGCCAGUGCAGGGGCUCCUCCCCUGCAGGAGCUGGGUGUCCCAGGGGGAGCAGGCAGCUGCUCUGUCUUCUGGCUGUCCUUCUCUGGGGUUGGGAAACAGGCAGAAAUGAGAAUGUGCAUUUUUACACUUGGGUGUCACACCAGAUCCCAGCUCCUGGGAGCACCUGGAGGGCAAGUUGGUUUGAAUGGACCAGCCAUGUGUGUCUGCAUCUGCUGUUUGUGGGUCUCACAGGUGUGGCCAAGGCAUGGUCCCUGUGCUCAGGGGGCUAAUUCGCUGGGGGAACAAACCCCAGGUAGGCCUGACCUGAACAGCAGAUCCAUUUACUCUCAUGUAAAGCCAACAGCUUCAGAGAAUAACAGAUUGGUGCAUCUUGGGCUGUGGCUGUGUUCAUUGCUGCAGGAGCAGUGGGAUAUACCUCCCUUCCUGCAGCCUCACCUGCCUGGUGUGGAGAUGGCAGCUAGCAUGCAGGCAGCUGAAGGUCAGCUAUAGCCAUUGCUGCUGCACACAUACCCUGCUCAGGAGAACGUGCCUCAGGCUUCACUCAAGACCUAGUAUUUAUUUAUUUUUUUGAGACAGGAUCUCGCUGUGUCGCCCAGGUUGGAUACAGUGGCACAGUCACACUCACUGUAGCCUCAACUUCCUGGGCUCAAGCGGUCCUCCCACCUCAGCCUCCCGAGUAGCUGGGACCACAGGCAUGCGCCACCAUUCCCGGCUAUUUUUGUAUUUUUUGUAGAAAUGGGUGUUUCCAUGUUGGCCAGGCCGGUCUUGAAAUCCUGGGCUCAAGUGAUCCACCCGCCUCAGCCUCCCAAAGUGCUGGGAUUAUAGGCGUGAGCCACCACACCCGGCCAUUUUUGUAGUUUUUGUUGCCAUGUUGGCCAGGCUGGUCUCAAACUCCUGAGCUCAAGUGAUCCAUCCACUUCGGCCUCCCAAACUGCUGGGAUGACAGGCAUGAGCACCACACCAGCCACUCAAGGCCUGUUGUCUCUUAGUUUGCACACAGUUCCAACAAGUAUCAUCACCUGGUCUCAUGGGAGAAACAAUUAUUGAAUAGGUGAGAGCUGUCUGCGCCAACACAGACAAGUAAUCUAAUAGGAGUUUCAGGCUGAUGUCAAAGGAAGAGGCAGAAACAUGAAGAAAACCGAAAAGAGGGCCACCCGGGACCCUCUGGUGCAGGGGUUGCCUCGUGUCCCCUUUUGCCUCUGGACCAUGACCGUGACAUACGGAAGAGUCAUCGUGGCCAUAGCAAUGACUCAGGUUAUUCAGAAAAGUUUAAGUGACUAUUUGUAUGUUCUGUUCCCAAAGGCAGGGAGGGAAAUGAGCCAAUUGAGGACAGUUUCAUUCCAGAAUGGGUCUUAGAGAAGCCAGUACUGUUAGCUAGAAAAUCCACCAUAGGGAUCUGCUCCUUCUAUAAUGAUCUACUGAGCACCUCCUACACCCCAGGCACACUGUGCUGUGAGGUGGAUACUACCGUUGUCUCCAUUUUACAGAUGAGCAAACUGAGGCAUAAAGACGUUAGAUAAGCUGGCCACACAGCAGGGAAGUGCACGCUGGGAUUUGAACCGAGGAGACUGAUGUCAGAGGGCAGGUCUUGCACCCCACACUGCUGCAAAGACAGAGACAUGUGCCUGAUCCGUGUUAGAAGGGGAUGAUCUAGACAAAUGCCACUCCCAUCACCAGCUCAGAAUAAAGGACACUCCACACUCGUGGCCUUUCAUUAGCCAAUUUCCCUUCAGACCCAAGAAACUUUGUUAUGCCUGGGCCCAGCACUCGCCCAGAGAUCUGCAAACUUGUUCUAUAAAGAAGGGCUGGAUAGUAAAUAUUUUCAGCUAUGCAGGCCAUAGGGUCUGCUUCUGAAGUAGGAAAGCAGCCGCAGACGAGAUGUACAUGAUGGGCCUGGUCAGGUGUGGCCGUAAUUGGAUCUAGAUCCAUGUUGGGAGCCUAGCUCAGAGCCUGAAGAGCACAGUCUUUCAAGUUUGGCCUUCCCUUAUCCCAGGAUCACACCAGCCACUAAGCCUGCACCUGCUGGUUGGCCUGUGGUUGGAAUCGUCACCUCCCCCAGCCCCUCUUUGCCAUUGGCCAACUCCUACUCAUCCCUCAUGGCUCAGGUGAAGCAUCACCUCCUCCAGGAAGCCUUCCCUGGUGGUCCCAAUUCACAUGGGCUCCCCAUGGCUCCCGGCUCACCAGACUCUACUGCGGCAAAUUAUUUCCAUUUGUUCCUCCCCUUAGGCUGUGCUUUCCUUGGGGUAGGGACUCUGCCUCACAGAUGUCCAUCCCCUAGAGUCUGGCAUGUUGUAAACACUUGGUAAAUAAUGAAGGAAUGUGACACCAGUUGACCAGCCCUGCAGCCUGGGAGCAGGCUCUGGGCUUCUGAAGCCAUCUGUGAAUGUGCAUCUUGCUGUCUGCGGACUGCCCCCAAGCUCUGCCCCCCACCAUCAUCUCCAAGCUCUGCCCCCACCAUCACCUCGGCCUUCAUGCUGGGAGCCGCUUCUGCAUGGAAAGCCACAGCUGCUAUGAGUGAUUACCCCCGGGGAGGGAGGCAGCUGCACCCAAUUAUGGCUGCACCCUCCCCCUGGCUUUUGGGAGUUACCAUUGCCAUUGAGAGACUUGGGGGCAGCAGUAUGAGGACUCAGCUGGCUCCUCACAGCCUGCUCGGGGUUCCCAAUGGGCCAGAGAGACAGAGGAGCUGCAGUCCUGUGUGUUGGCUGGGGGACUGUUGAGCAAAUCAGCUGAUCUUCCUGGCCAGGGCCUGUCCCUCUCAAAGCCUCAUCUCCUCCACCUUGUGUGAUCCUUGUGACAUUUCACAGGUGAGGGAAACUGAGGCACGGGGCCCAGACUGGCAGUUGCACCAGGAGGGCAGGAACUCCUUUGGCUGGGUGCCCAGCUCAGGUGGGCCACGCACUGGGCCAGACAGGGAACUGGAGUGACCCACCUGACUUCUCUGGGUCUCAGCUCCUCCUCUGGAAAGUGGGGAGAUUAUUGUGACUUCCCAGGGUUGGGUGGGACUGGGAGGAUGGGUGAGGGGCUGGCAUAGAGCAGGUGCUUGGUUGGUGGCAGCCGCCAUGGAACGGUGGCACCUGCCCAGGCCAGGCUCAUCUGGUCUCACAGGGGCAGGCGAAGCCUCUCCAAGAUGGGGCCAGGGUGGGACCUGUGCCCUCCUCUGUCCGCAGCCGCCCUGGGCACGCUGGACUUCAGCCUGCUGUAUGACCAGGAGAACAACGCCCUCCACUGCACCAUCACCAAGGCCAAGGGCCUGAAGCCAAUGGACCACAAUGGGCUGGCAGACCCCUACGUCAAGCUGCACCUGCUGCCAGGAGCCAGUAAGGCAAAUAAGCUCAGAACAAAAACUCUCCGUAACACUCUGAACCCCACAUGGAACGAGACCCUCACUUACUACGGGAUCACAGAUGAAGACAUGAUCCGCAAGACCCUGCGGAUCUCUGUGUGUGACGAGGACAAAUUCCGGCACAAUGAGUUCAUCAGGGAGACACGUGUGCCCCUGAAGAAGCUGAAACCCAACCACACCAAGACCUUCAGCAUCUGCCUGGAGAAGCGGCUGCCGGUGGACAAGACCGAAGACAAGUCCCCGGAGGAGCGGGGCCGCAUCCUCAUCUCCCUCAAGUACAGCUCGCAGAAGCAGGACCUGCUGGUAGGCAUCGUGCAGCGCGCCCACCUGGCCGCCAUGGACGCCAAUGGCUACUCGGACCCCUACGUGAAAACAUACCUGAGGCCAGAUGUGGACAAGAAAUCCAAACAUAAGACAGCGGUGAAGAAAAAAACCCUGAACCCGGAGUUUAAUGAGGAGUUCUGUUACGAGAUCAAGCAUGGGGACCUGGCCAAGAAGUCCCUGGAGGUCACCGUUUGGGAUUACGACAUUGGAAAAUCCAAUGAUUUCAUUGGUGGUGUGGUUCUGGGCAUCCAUGCCAAGGGGGAGCGCCUGAAGCACUGGUUUGACUGCCUGAAGAACAAGGACAAGCGCAUCGAGCCCUGGCACACGCUCACCAGCGAGCUCCCAGGGGCCGUGCUCAGCGACUGAUGCCCACCCGCCACUGCUACCCCUGCCACCACCUGCGCCCAGCACGGCCGGCCCCGGGCUUCCCCAGCAGCCACCAAGGCCUGUGGCCCCCACACUGGGGGAGAUCCAGAACCCCUGCUUGGACACAGAGCCACUGCAGUCCCCGCUCGGAGGAUGUGGAGGGCUCAGCCACUCUGGGACGGGGAGGGCAAGGAGCUGGGGUGGGGGGCUCUCAGCCCUCUGGCGCCCAAGAGGCCGGUGGUGGAAAGAGACCUCAGCACCUGCCCAGGGGAAGGGGACACGCCCAUCUGGGAGCAAAGACCCUUCUAGAGGACAGCCCUGGUUGAGAGGACAGGAGUGUGGGGGUGCCUUGGCAGACAGUGGGAACAGAGGAGGGAGGUGGUGAGCAGACAGACAGGUGGAGGAUGGGACCUUGAAGACUGGCUGCUCCAGCCCAAGAAAGCCUGACUGCAUCCCUCAUCUCCUUCGCUGCUGGACAGAUGGAAGAAGCGGGCCUGCCGGCCAAAAGUCUGCCAGAGUUCCCGGAGGCUCCUGAUGACGGGUAAAUUGGCACAUGCUUCACUCAAUUAUUCCACAAGCCCUGGGGGUGAAUGAGACACAGGGCCUGCCCUCAGGGAGUUCCCAUCUAGUCAGGAAGCUGGGAACAAACCAUUCCAACUGGGGUGAGAAAUACCAAGACCAGCUUGGCCAGUCUGCAAGUACUGUGGGCUCUGUUGACUCUGCCGGGAGGUCAGGGAAGGCUUCCUGGAGGAGGCGGUGCUUCCGUAAGGCCUAUGGAGGGUGAGUGGGGGCUUCUAAAAGCAGUCCAGGCAGUGGGAGUGGUCUAAAACGGCCUGGAGAGAGAAAGCCAAUGGGGCCGGGGUGCUGUGGACCCAGGGUCUCCUCUCCAGGGGAGGGUUUGUUAGGAAGGUGUGAGGCUCGAGGCAGGAGGUGGGGGACGUGAUCGAAACACCAUGGAGAAACUGGUGUGGGCUGAAGUUCAGACCUCAGACCCAAGUCUCCCACUCUGAUCUCUUUCUACUCCUGAGGGACCUCAAGGGCGGAGCCCGCCCCUCCUCCUUCCUGGCAUAAGCAUCAGGUCCGCUGCGGUGGAGAAAAGGGUCCCUUGUGCUUGGGAAAAAAGCAAGCAUUCCUCCACGUCCUGACUCUCCCUUCCCCUCCCCUCCACUCCCUGGCUCACACUGGGGGCCUCCGGGUGCUUGCUCGUGGCAUCUUGGUCCCACUACCGCCACAGAUGUCCCUUUUGGGAGUAAUCAGUGGCCGUCCAGGGCCUUGUCCACCCUCCAGGAGCUGAGCAAGAAUCACCCUGGCUGGUGGGCCUGUCUGCUCCCCUGAGUGAGACUCCCCAGGAGGCUUGAGAUUAUCUGAAUCUUGGGGCCCAUGCCUGAAGCCCACAAACUUUCUCUGCCUACCAAGGGCCCCUCAGGAACGCUGGGUGAACAAAUACAGAGCCAAGGAGUUGCACAGCCAGAGUCCCAGUGUGCUCAGCCCAUCAGUGUGUGAUGGAAACAGAGGCCCAGAGAGGUCAGGUGACCUGCCCAGGGCCUUCCAGCCCCCACACAGCUGGGACCAGGAUCCACAGCCCCCAGCCCAGAGUGCUGGACACCACACUUCAGGGGAAUUGGCGUGCUGACCUCACACCAGAGAGGUCCUGCUAGCUGCCAGCCUGGGGCUCCCCCGCCUGCUGUCCACCCCUUCAACACCGAUAGAGGGACUCACAGGCACGACGGUGGGACCUUCCAACUGCAGACACAAAGCACACCACCACUUGAGGUCCAGGGUUGUGAUUUGAAUCCUACCAAGUGCCCAUCAGGCCUUUCCCAGGUUGCAGGGAAAACAGGACCCCAGCCCCCACACAGUCCCUGGCCACCUGCUGCUCAUGGAGACUUGUCUCCCCACCUUUAGGAAGGGUUUCUAUGUGAAGGUUUUUGCAUGCACUGGUCUGAACGCAUGUUCACAGCCCUGCAAGGUGGGUUUGAUUCUCAUCCCCAUCUUGCAGGUGAAACAGGUUCCCAGAGUCUGAGUAGUUUGCCAAGGCCACACAGCCAGGAAGGGGUGAACCAGGACUCAAACCCAGGUCCUCUGACUGCCACUUUCUCUCUCUGGGGGUCGGUACCCCCAGUCCCUUCCCUCUUGGUCUGUCGGAGACUCAGCAGAGACACCAGGUGAAGGCUCAGUAAGCUCAGGUGCGUGAUGGAGACCUGGGGUCUUGUCACUGUCCUGCCACCUCAUCCGCUGGCUUUGAAACCAUCCGUGCUACUUCAGGCUUCCCCAGAGGUGUCUAACCUGGCCCCAAAACUCAGCCACCCCACCCUAGCCUCUGGGGGCUGAGGCAAGGGCUCCUCUUUUCUCCACACAGAAUGGGCACCCUCUGAGGGCCUAAGGUAAGAGGUGGUCUCUUUCUAAAAGGCCUGGUGUCUAGUUAAGCUCUGGGUAUCUUCUUAGCUUUGCUUUUUUGGGGGUCUCAUUCAGAGAGGAGAUUUGACAGCCUCUCUGAAGACACAGAAGUGAAUGGCAGAGCGAGAAGAGGCUGUACCCCCCACCUACCAUGACUUCCUUAUUAGGCACAUGGGGAAUGUGAGGCCCAGUGGGUGAGAGGGGCCUGAAGGGGCACAGCUGGGACAAGAACCCAGCACUCCAGCCCCCCAGUCCAGGGCCCUCUACUGCCCAGGCUGUGCAAAUGGGGCUGGGACCGAAAGAUGGGGACAUUCAGGCUGGGAGGCGGGCUUGCUGGCCAGCCAGCCCAGGGGCAGCACAGGCACUCGGGCAGGAACUCCCCAGGAAGUUUGGAAACCUUCUUUCCCUAGGAUCUCAGCACCCUUUUAGAUCCCGUGCAGAUUGUCUUUCUGUUAAAGCGUUUUGAGGCACGAUGGCUCACGCCUGUAAUUGCAGCACUUUGGGAGGCCGAGGCUGGCGGAUCACCUGAGGUCAGGAGUUUGAAACCCACCUGGCCAACAGGGCGAAACCCCAUCUCUACUAAAAAUACAAAAAUUAGCCGGGUGUGGUGGCGCACGCCUGUAGUCCCAGCUACUCAGGGAGGCCGAGGCACGAGAAUUGCUUGAACCCGGGAGGUGAAGGCUGCAGUGAGCCAAGAUCGCGCCACGGCACUCCAGCCUGGGCGACAGAGCAAGACUCCGUCUCAGAAAAAAAAAAAAACAAAAAACGCUUUGAGAAGCUGCAGAAGCGGCUCUGCCUUUGACCCCGAAUGGGCAUCUUUACUCGGGUCCAUCAUCCCCACAAAGACAGGAAAUCUGAUGCCAAAAAAAAAAAAAAGUCAUUCCAGGUGUCAGUAACCAGGCGCUGCCUCCAGCCCCGCCCCGCCCGCCGCCCCGCCCGCCCGCCGCCCCGCCCGCCCGCCGCCUGCGCCAAUCCCCGACGGGCCCGUCUUCCAGCCCCGAAGCGGUCACCUCCUGACCUCUAGUGGCGAGCGCGGGGAACUGCGCCCCGGCUCGUCCGCCCGCCGAGCCCGGGCCGUGCAUGCCCUGCCCGUUGUUCCUUCGCAAGCCGAGUGAACCUCCCGAUGCAUGGACUCUGGCUGUCGUCGACGCAGACUCUCGUGCACUGCUUAACCCCGUUUUGCUGCCAUGUGACGGCUGCAGACACUGUCCUCAAACUGCAGUCCCACAGACAAGUUUUGUAUUUUGGUCUGACCUACCCGAAGGUGUCCUUUUUAAGUCUUAUUUGUUAAUAUUUAUAAUGACAUAUAAUCCAAAGUAAAUGGAAACUUCAUAUUGCGA